Messenger RNA from Aplysia californica (California sea hare), 1672 nucleotides. Its product is annotated as von Willebrand factor D and EGF domain-containing protein. Gene Ontology annotation, biological process: anatomical structure development. Gene Ontology annotation, molecular function: signaling receptor binding. Lineage: Eukaryota; Metazoa; Mollusca; Gastropoda; Aplysiida; Aplysiidae. Gene Ontology annotation, cellular component: cell surface; extracellular region. The record is from RefSeq and is a predicted model, not a curated record.
CCGUGUGUCGGCCGGCUUGCAUGAAUGGCGGUCGCUGCGUGGGGCCCAACACUUGCCUCUGUUCCUCUGGCUGGACUGGACACAGGUGUGAUCAACCUCUUUGCUACCUGCAGUGUAGAAAUGGUGGCCUUUGUGUCAACCCAAACGUUUGCGCAUGUCCGAGAGGCUUCAUAGGACCAGACUGCGGGAGACGAAUUAGGACACACCAAGUGCCUCGAUACUGGAGAAGACGUUUUUCCUACGGCAACUUGUGACCGACGGUGAUGACCUUUAAAAAAACCCCCAACAACUUAAUUAAGUUUAGUGACGUUUUAAUGUAAAUAUUAUAUUAGUUUUUAUACUCUAUGAUUUAAACAUAGCCCUUCUUAAAGAAUGAGAUGAUAGUCUGGAGAGUGUUCAACAGACUUGUCAGGAACUUACAAGAAGCGUGAGCCGUAUCACACAAAGUAAAGCAAUGUGUAACUCUUUACUCCAUUGCUCUAAAUUUACACUCUCCCAUUCUUAAAAUCGUCUCUUCAGCAUGAUGUCAUGGUGAUCCAAUUAAUAUGGCACCACGGAAUGCAGAAACCAGCGAUGUGCAGAUUAGGCUAAGUAAGUUUUGAAUACCUGUGUAUUUUGAAGAAAAAUUGUUAGGUUAUUUUGUUAUAAGGUAAUGCUAUGGAAUCUAUGUCGCAUGCAUGUUAUUUGUAUCAUUGUGUGAGUGCUAGAAAUAAAUAUCCCACUUUUUGAAGCACAACACAAGUAGAACACUUUACUCUGCUCGUGAAAUGUAACAGUACACGUCGAUCUACCCGUAGUCUCUCCUUGACACGGAACAUGGUUAGAUCAUAAAACAACGUGUUUAUACUGUCUGAGAAUCAGGACCGGCGUCUGUGGUUAUGGAAUUGUGAGGCGCCUUGCAGCCGCAUGCGGAAGACGUGAGCACGAAUCCCGUAAGGGGAGGGCUUUUUUGGCAGCAGAUGGAACAUUGUAACCCUCUCAGCCCGGGUUGACCCUAACUGCAGAAGAUAUUCGGAGACGUCUCCGGCGAACACCCAGGAACUAUUCGGAGACGCACUCCCGCACACAAACGCACUGCUUUGGUGGGUCAAACUGAGUAUUAUUUGCUGUAGAUCACACAUAAUAAAGCCACGAAAACUGUCGCAAAUCAAUUAUUUUCAAGAAAAUUUCAAACUUAACUGCAAACUCUGUAACCCCCAGAUUUUUUUAAACUUGUUCUAGAGGCACAAAGCAUUUUGAUUGGUCUAUUUCCGUCGGAGCCGUCUCCGAAUAGAUACUGCGGACUCUAGCAGGUACAGUCGAAGCUGUCCGCCUCUUAAAUAAUCUAAAAGACAUGGUUACGGGCUUGAAAUACUAAGCGUCAAAAUUGGGUUCUCCACUUCACGUCCAUUAUCCUUUCCUAUCUUUUGUAAAAAAAAAAUUAAAAAAUUAAAAUAUUCUAUUAUGUUAUAUAUUUCUCUGAACUGACUGUUUACUCACUCCUAUUCAUGUUGCAAUUGUUUGGUAAGAAUAAUUAACCUUUUGUUGUAGUUGUUGUUGUUGUUGUUGUUGUUGUUGUUGUUGUUGUUGUUGUUGUUGUUGAAAAUGGUUUUUUCGUGUGAGGUAUAUAAUUAAUUGUAAUAAACAUUUUUUCUUGUUCCUUAUGAUAUAAUAAACCAUCCUUUCCAUUUCA